UCCUUAGCUAGCUGAAGUCUUAAAAGAUGUGAAAUACAUUCAAACGCUCAACAUUAACAUUCCAGUGGAAGCCAUGACUGUUUUUGAGAAACGUGACCUCUUCACAAAGUACGUGAUGAAUCUGCAGCUAGUUGUGCAGUGGUACAACAAACUCAAACAAACUAUUCUGGAAAUCGAGCUGCCGCUCAUCAGAGAUGAACUGGCUUCAGCAGACCAACUACUAAAAAGAGCCGAGACCGACUUGACGUGGCAAGACCAGGACUGCUGGGGUUUCAUAUGCCUGAUCAAAAACCAGGUCCAAGACCUUGUUGACCGAGCCAGUCGAGCAAAAGACAAUCGUGAUGCCGUGCAAUCGAUGAUGAAAAGUUGGAGCAAGCACACUAUGUUUUGCAGAAAGGACAACAAGAAAAUCUCCCUACUACAUCUUGAAGACAGGGGAGAACGUGUUAGCAAGAUUUAUAGCUCCAUAAAACAAGAUGGAGACUCCAUCCACAAGUUGGUGGAGGAGAACAUGAUGCUCUUCAAAGCAGACCCAACUUCACACGCUUGGCAGUCUUACAUGGACUACGUGGACGAGAUGGUGGUCGAAGGGCUCUUCGGCUACAUCGGCCACUCUCUCCAGUUCUUCGUGGACAACAUGGACUCAUAUCACAAGCAGGCUCCUCUUUUUGAGGCUCAGUUGAUGCUGACUGACUUGGGCAUGAUAUUCCACCCAUCUCUGCAGAGAGACGCAGGAGAUGGCUUUUAUGAGCUUGUAGAAGGGCUGGUUGGAGAUAUAUUUAAGGUGUCAAUACAUAUUAACAGGUUGUCUGCUGAUGUUAGCGUGGACAGCUAUCAGGAUGUAAUGGAAGACAUGCUGGAUCUGUUGGAUUUGCGCAAGGAAGUGAUGGAGAGAGUUGAGAACGUCCUCAACAAAGCCAUAUCUUACCAGACUCAGUUUGAUUGCUACGCUCAUUUGUGGCAAGGUGACCGAGCAGAAUUCCUCAGCCAGUUCCUUCUAUAUGCACGAGCGCUAACACCUGAAGAGGUGGAAGCUCACAGAGCUGAUAUUCUCCCAGAAAGUCCUCCUACCGUUGAUCACUUCAAAGAUCAGAUUGAUUAUUACGAGGAAUUGUACACUGAAACGUGCAAACUUGAAGACUCCAGGGUAUUUGAUGGAUGGUUUCGGGUGGACAUCAAAAACUUCAAAGUCAGCCUUCUGAACACGAUUAAGAAGUGGAGUUGGCUUUUUAAGGAGCACCUCUUGACAUAUGUCACAAACAGUCUUGAUGACCUUCAAGGAUUUGUCCGUACUACUGUUGAAGGGCUUGCUAAGUGUGUGCGUAAAGGAGACCAUCACAGUCUGGUGGAAGUCAUGAGUCACCUUCUCGCUAUUAGAGACAGACAAGUUGUCACCAACAAGAUGUUUGAGCCUCUAAGAGACACGGUAAUCCUCCUAGAACGGCACGGAGUGACCAUACCGGACAAAGUCUAUUUACAGAUGGAGGAACUCCCUGAAAAAUGGAACGGGGCUAAAAAAAUGUCCUUAAAAGUCAGGCAUGAGAUGGCCCCUAUGCAAAAUGAAGAAGCCAUGGUUUUACGAAGACACUGCUUGGAAUUUGAGGUGAAACAAAGUCAAUUCAGGGACAACUUCAGAGCAACAGCACCGUUCAAUUACAACACAUCUCAUCCCUACGUUAAUCUGGAUAAAUCUGAAGAAGCAAUCCGAGACAUGGACAAAGAGUUGUCAGCUUUGCAGGAGUCAACAAAUUUAUUCGACGUCACAAUCCCUGACUAUAAAGACAUGAAGCUCUGCAAACGAGAGAUCGUUAUUCUCAAAGAACUGUGGGACAUGGUCAUAUUUGUUCAGACCAACGUGGACCACUGGACAAAGAGCAAAUGGAGGCAGAUAAACGUAGAGCAGAUGGAUAUAGAAUUAAGGGGCUUUGCAAAGGAUAUGCGAAAGCUUGACAAAGAGGCUCGUGUAUGGAACGUGUAUUCCGGCUUGGACCUUAUGGUGAAGAACCUGUUGACGUCACUGCGAGCUGUGAGCCAGCUACAGAACCUCGCGAUACGAGAGCGCCACUGGGUGCAACUAAUAAAGACAAUGCAGAUGAACUUCACUGUGACCGAUUGUACCACCUUGGCAGACCUCUUGGCUCUGCAACUUCAUCUUUACGAGGAAGAAGUUCGUAACACCGUGGAUAAGGCAGUGAAAGAAAUGGCUAUUGAGAAGGUUGUGAGUGAAAUUAGUCAAAUAUGGGCGUCAAUGGAGCUUUCAUAUGAAGACCAUUACCAAACCUCUAUCCCUCUUCUUAAAUGUGAUGAGGAGCUCAUUGAGACUCUUGAGGAACAUCAGGUUCAGCUCCAGGGCAUCUUUCAAAGCAAGCACAUUCAUCACUUUCUGGUUGAAGUUGUGGAGCUUCAGAGACAGCUGACAGUGGCUGAUGCAGUGCUGAUGGUGUGGAUGGAGGUGCAGAGGACGUGGGCCUAUUUAGAGAGUAUCUUUAAAGGCUGUGAUGAUAUUUGCCAGCAACUUCCAACAGAUGCACACCGAUUCCAAAUGAUAGAUGCUGAAUUUCAGGAAUUAAUGUUGGCCAGUGCAAAAACCAAACAUGUGAUUGAAGCCACCAAUAAACCGAAACUCUUUGAAAUGUUAGAAGAGCUUCAGAGAAGGCUGGCCUUAUGUGAAAAGGCUCUUGCUGAAUACCUGGAGACCAAAAGACUUGCAUUUCCGAGGUUCUACUUUAUAUCUUCUGCAGACUUGUUGGAUAUUCUCUCGAAAGGAAGCCGCCCCAAAGAUGUAACAUGCCACCUCUCAAAACUAUUUGAUAAUAUGUCUGAUCUGGAAUUCUGCAAGAAUCGCUCAAAACUUGCUGUGGGCAUGUACAGCAAAGAAAGGGAGUACGUACCAUUCCAGAAGGAAUGUUUCUGUAAUGGAGUGGUGGAGGGAUGGCUUGCCUGUCUGGAGGAGUCCAUGAGGGAAACCGUUCGGGGUCACCUGUCUGAGGCUGUGUCGGUGUAUGAGGAAAGGCCCAGAGAGCAGUGGAUUCUUGACUUCCCGGCCCAAGUUGCUCUGACUGCAUCACAGAUAUGGUGGAGUAACGACGUGGAGCUGGUUUUCAAACGACUAGAAGAAGGAUUUGAGUCUGCUCUUAAAGACUACAACAAAAAACAGGUUGCUCAGCUAAACGUGCUGAUUAAUUUGCUGUUGGGCGAGCUGAGUCAAGAGAACAGACAGAAGAUCAUGACUAUUUGCACCAUCGACGUUCAUGCGAGAGAUGUUGUGGCCGGCUUGAUUGCCCAAAAGGUCACCACCUCACAGGCCUUCCAGUGGCUUUCCCAUCUCCGACAUUGCUGGAACGAGCAGCAGCGCCACUGUUUCAUUAACAUUUGCGAUGCCCAGUUCCCGUACCUUUACGAAUAUCUUGGAAACACUCCACGUCUUGUCAUCACGCCCCUCACAGAUCGUUGCUACAUCACGCUGACUCAGUCACUGCACCUGACCAUGAGUGGAGCACCAGCAGGUCCUGCUGGAACUGGCAAAACGGAAACCACAAAGGAUCUCGGCCGAGCAAUGGGUGUCAUGGUCUACAUCUUUAACUGUUCUGAGCAGAUGGACUACAGGUCAACAGGCAACAUCUACAAAGGUUUGGCCCAGACUGGAGCAUGGGGCUGCUUCGAUGAAUUCAAUCGCAUCUCUGUGGAGGUUUUGUCUGUGGUUGCCGUGCAGGUGAAAACGAUCCAGGAUGCCAUCCGAGCUAAAAAGAAAAGAUUCUUUUUCCUGAAUACAGAAAUUCUUUUAAAGCCCUCUGUGGGGAUCUUCAUUACAAUGAAUCCAGGCUAUGCAGGAAGGGCAGAACUACCUGAGAACCUCAAAGCGUUGUUUAGACCCUGCGCAAUGGUGGUACCGGAUAUUGAGCUCAUCUGUGAGAUCAUGUUGGUGGCAGAAGGCUUCUGCGGUGCCAAGCUUCUAGCCAGGAGGUUUACUUCUCUUUACACUCUGUGCAAAGAGCUUCUUUCCAAGCAGGACCACUACGAUUGGGGGUUACGAGCUGUCAAGUCUGUUUUGGUUGUGGCUGGUGCACUCAGGAGAAGAGACAAGACAAGACCUGAGGAUCAGGUGUUGAUGCGGGCGCUGAGGGAUUUCAACAUGCCCAAAAUUGUGACUGAUGAUGUUCCCAUCUUCCUUGGAUUGCUGCGAGAUUUAUUUCCUGGCCUGGAAGUAGAGAGAGAAAGAGACUGGGACUUUGAAAAGGAAGUCAGAAAUACCACUGUUUCUCUCCGACUCCAGCCAGAGGAUGCUUUCAUUCUCAAGGUGAUGCAGUUGGUGGAACUUAUGGCUGUGCGUCAUUCUGUCUUUGUUGUUGGAAAUGCUGGAACUGGGAAAAGCUCGAUAUUGAGAGUUCUCCAUAAAACGUACGUAAACCUGAAGCGGAAACCUGUCUGGAAUGACCUCAAUCCAAAAGCAGUUGACAGAGAUGAAUUGUUUGGCUUCAUCCAUCCUGUAACUCGAGAAUGGAAAGACGGUUUGCUUUCAUCGCUGAUGCGAGAGCAAGCAAACAUGUCCAACCUCGGACCUAAGUGGAUUGUGUUGGAUGGAGACAUCGAUCCGAUGUGGAUUGAAUCACUCAACACGGUGAUGGAUGACAACAAGGUGCUGACUCUGGCUAGCAAUGAGCGGGUGCCACUCACCUCAUCCAUGAGGCUUGUUUUUGAAAUUAGUCACCUGAGAGCAGCCACUCCUGCCACUGUGUCCAGAGCAGGAAUCCUCUACAUCAACCAGCAAGACCUGGGAUGGAAUCCAUACGUUGCCAGUUGGAUUGACCAACGACAGCGGCAAACAGAAAGGGCUCACUUAACCAUACUGUUUGAAAAAUAUGUUCCGCGUUGUCUUGACAAGAUGAGAAACACCUUCAAGACAAUAACUCCAAUUCCUGAGAACUCUCUCGUGCAGACACUCUGCACUUUGCUGGAGUGCCUUCUAACCUCAGAAAAUAUUCCAUCCGACUCUCCAAGGGAGCUUUAUGAGACCUAUUUUGUUUUUGCUUGCAUUUGGGCCUUUGGAGGGGCCUUGUGUCAAGACCAGCUCUUUGAUUACCGGGUCGAGUUCAGUAAGUGGUGGACCAAAGAAAUGAAGACGGUGAAACUUCCAACACAGGGAACAGUGUUUGACUUCUACAUUGAUGCUCAAACCAAACGAUUUCUUCCUUGGACUGACAUUGUGCCUCCUUUUGAAAUGGAAACUGGCACACCAUUACAAGCUGUUCUGGUACACACAGCAGAGACUCUACGUCUUCGUUACUUCAUGGACUUGUUGCUGGAGCGGAGACAGCCGCUGAUGCUUGUAGGAAAUGCUGGAGUGGGGAAAACUGCACUUGUCAGGAACAAGUUAGAUGGUUUGCCAGAGAGUUUCACGACUACAAAAAUAUCCUUCAACUACUAUAUAACCUCCCUGGCACUGCAGGAGAUCCUGGAGCGUCAAUUAGAAAAAAGAGCAGGUAGGAGCUACGCACCUGCAGGCAGCAGAAGGCUGGUGUACUUCAUCGAUGAUCUCAACAUGCCCGCCGUUGACACAUAUGGAACAGUGCAACCGCACACCCUCAUAAGGCAGCAUCUGGAUUACGGGCACUGGUACGAUAGACAGAAGUUGUCCUUAAAAGAAAUAUACAACGUGCAAUAUGUUGCCUGUAUGAACCCAACCGCUGGGAGCUUCACUAUCAACCCUAGACUUCAGAGACAUUUCUCCGUAUUUGCCGUGAACUUUCCUUCAUCCGAGGCGCUGAUGUCCAUCUUUGGACAGAUCUUGAGCUGUCAUCUAACGCAGCAACAUUUCAGUUUGCCGGUUCAGAAAAGCGUUACAUCUGUAGUUCAGGCUGCAGUGAAGCUCCAUCACAAGAUGGAGCUCAGCUUUCUACCAACAGCCAUCAAAUUUCACUAUACAUUCAACAUGAGAGAUAUGUCGAACAUCUUUCAGGGCAUCCUCUUUGCUGAGCCGGAAAAUGUGCAAAACAGCACCGAUCUUGCUCUUCUGUGGCUCCACGAGUCCUGCAGAGUCUAUUCCGACAGGUUCUUAGAUGUCAAAGAUGUACAGGUCUUUCGGAAGCUCCAGAUGGAAACUCUGCAUGAGUGCUUUGAGGCACUUGAGGAGGAAAAGUUGACCAAGCAACCCUUAAUCUUUUGUCACUUUGGUCAAACGGGCAAGGAAUCGUCUUACACGACUGUCACGGACUGGUUUGUGCUCAGAACCAUCCUCACUGAUGCUCUGGACAGCUACAAUGAACUUAAUGCUGCUAUGAAUCUUGUGCUGUUUGAGGACGCAAUGCAACAUGUCUGUCGCAUUAGUCGCAUUUUGGAGUCUCCCGGCAGUCACGGCUUACUGAUUGGUGUCGGGGGCAGUGGGAAGCAGAGCCUCACUCGUCUGGCUGCUUACAUUUCCUCGGUGGAAAUCUUCCAAAGCACUUUACACAAAGGUUACAGCAUCCAGGACUUCAAGAUGGAUCUUGCGGGUUUGUUCUUAAAGACCGGCGUUAAGAAUCAGCGUGUAGCUCUCCUUGUGACUGAUGCACAAAUACCCGAUGAGCGAUUUCUGGUCGUUGUUAAUGACUUACUGUCAUCAGGAGAAAUUCCUGAAGUCUUCAGUGAGGAGGAAAUUGAAGGGAUUGUGUCCGGUGUGAAAACGGAGGUCCGAGCUCUUGGGCUGCUUGACAACAGGGAGAACUGCUGGAGGUUCUUUACUGACAGAGUCCGGCUUCAACUGACGGUGGUGUUGUGUUUGUCCCCAGUGGGAAGCGAGCUCCGACGAAGGGCCCGUCGAUUCCCCGCUCUCAUCCAGUGUACCACCAUCGACUGGUUUCAUCCAUGGAGCUCGGAAGCUUUGCAGUCAGUCAGCUAUAGAUUUAUCCAAGAGAUUGAUGACAUUGAGCCUGCUGUCCAGGAAUCCAUCAGUCUUUUCAUGGCCUACGUUCAUACCAGUGUCAACCAAGCAAGUGAAAAAUACCAGCGCGAUGAGAAGAGGCACAAUUACACCACCCCCAAGAGCUUUCUCCAGCAAAUCACCCUGUACAGGAACCUUCUGCAAAAGUCUCGGGCCCAGCUCCAGCACAAGAUGAACCGCCUUGACAGUGGCCUUCAAAAGCUCCAAAGCACUGCUGCUCAGGUUGAGGACCUGAAAGCCAAACUGGCAGAUCAGGAAUCUGAUUUGACCAUUAAGAAUCAAAAUAUUGAGGCUCUUAUUACAAAGAUUGGACUCCAGACGGAGAAGGUUAGCAGCAAAAAAGAGGCAGCUGAUGUUGAGGCUCAAAAGGUUUCUCUCAUUCAGGCAGAAGUGUCCAUCAAACAACAGGAAUGUGAGCAAGACCUUGCCAAAGCCGAGCCAUUGCUGACAGCCGCCACCACGGCGCUGAACACCCUCAACAAGGUAAAUCUUACUGAACUGAAGGCCUUCCCCAACCCUCCCCCGGCAGUCAUCAACGUAGCGGCAGCCGUGAUGGUUCUACUAGCUCCACGCGGCCGGGUUCCUAAGGAUCGGAGCUGGAAAGCGGCACGGGCCUUCAUGGGCAAGGUGGAUGAUUUUCUGCAGGCCUUGGUCUCAUAUGACAAGGAGCACAUCCACGAGUCCUGCUUGAAUGUGGUCAAACAGUGUUACCUUAAAAAGUCAGACUUCCAACCGGAUCAAGUGAGGACCAAAUCUACAGCCGCUGCAGGACUUUGCGCCUGGACAAUCAACAUUGUUCGCUAUUAUGAGAUUUAUUGUGAGGUCAUUCCAAAGAGGCUUGCUUUAGCUCAAGCUAAUGCUGAACUAGAAAAUGCAACAAGUAAACUGCUUGCUGUCCAAAAGAAGUUGAUCGAUUUGGAUGCAAAUCUGCAGAAUCUCACAGCUCAGUUUGAAAGUGCGACAGCUGAAAAAAUCAGCUGUCAACAAGAUGUAACCCGCACUAACCAGACCAUAGAGUUGGCUAACCGACUCGUCAGGGGCUUAGAGUCGGAGAAGAAGCGUUGGUCACGGACGCUUGUUCAGUAUAAGGAGCAACAAAAAACCCUGUGCGGGGAUGUGGCCCUCACUUCAGCAUUUGUCUCCUACGUGGGUUACUUCACCAUGCAGUAUCGUGCUGAACUCUACAGUGAAAAAUGGAUCCCGUUUCUCCAAUCUCAGAAGGUCUCUGUGCCGCUGACAGAUGGCCUGGAUCCCAUCCUCAUGCUUACAGAUGAUGCCACUGUGGCUGCUUGGCAUAACCAGGGUCUGCCAAGUGAUAGGAUGUCAACGGAAAACGCUGCCAUCCUGACCACCAGCGAGCGCUGGCCACUCAUGGUCGAUCCACAGCGGCAAGGCAUCAAGUGGAUACGAAGCCAGAAAGGCUCUGAGCUGAGGGUGGUGCAACAGGGAGAGAAAGGGUACAUUGAUGUAAUUGAAGCGGCACUAGCCUGUGGUGAAACUGUUCUUAUUGAGAAUGUGUCAGAAAAAUUCGACCCUGUUUUGGAGCCUCUCUUGGGCAAAAACACCAUCAAAAGAGGACGGUACAUUCAGAUCGGCGGCAAGGAAUGUGAAUACAAUAGUAGCUUCCGUCUUAUUCUGCACACCAAACUGGCCAAUCCUCAUUUUCCUCCUGAGCUCCAGGCUCAAACAACCCUCAUCAACUUCACCGUGACUCCAACUGGACUGGAGGAGCAACUGCUGGGACAAGUAGUAUCCCGGGAAAGACCUGACCUUGAAGACCUGAAGAUGGAUCUGACCAGGCAGCAGAACCACUUUAAGAUUGAGCUGAAAAGGUUGGAGGAUGACCUGCUGAGUCGCCUGUCUUCAGCCUGUGGUAAUUUCCUGGGUGAUAUUUCUCUAGUGGAGCAACUUGAAAUCACCAAGACCACAGCUGCCCAAAUUCAAGACAAAGUGGUGGAGGCCCGAGAGAAUGAGACAAAGAUCAACGAGGCUCGGGAAAUAUACCGCCCUGCUGCUGAGAGAGCAUCACUCCUCUUCUUCAUCAUCAAUGACCUCAACAAGAUUAACCCCAUGUAUCAGUUUUCUCUCAAGAGUUUUAUCUCGGUAUUUAGCAAAGCGAUGGAGCACGUGGAAUGUGAGGAGGACGUGAGCAGCAGAGUGGCCGCUCUCACCGAGGCCAUCACCUAUUCUGUAUUCCUCUACACCAGCCAGGGCCUGUUUGAGAGAGACAAGUUAACCUUCUUGUCACACGCUGCCUUCCAGAUUCAGCUCAAGCAGAACCUGAUUGAUGCACAGGAGUUUGACUUUCUUCUGCGUUUCCCCGUGGAAGUUAGCAAAGUUAGCCCUGUGUCCUUCCUGUCGCCACAAGCCUGGGGAGCCAUUAAGACUAUUUCUUCAAUGGAGAAGUUUAACGGACUGGACCGAGACAUUGAAAGUUCACACAAGCGCUGGAGGAAGAUUGUUGAAUCCAGUUGUCCGGAAAAAGAAAGACUUCCUCAGGACUGGAAAAAUAAGAGUUGCAUUCAGAAGCUUAUCAUCCUGAGAGCUUUGCGCCCUGACCGGGUGAUGUACAUGCUAAGGAAUUUUGUGGUGGACUGCAUGGGAGCAAAAUAUGUAGAGAAUGCAAGGUUGGAAUUUGACAAGUUGUAUGAAAGUAGCAGCCCCUCAACUCCUGUGUUUUUCAUCCUCUCACCUGGUGUCAAUCCUCUCAAAGAUGUAGAGAAACUAGGAUUGACGCUGGGAAUGUCAAUUGAAUCGGGCAAUCUGCACAAUGUUUCACUGGGACAAGGGCAGGAAGACGUCGCUGAAAAGAUGCUCGAGAAUUCAUCUAAACUUGGACAUUGGGUCAUUCUGCAGAAUGUUCACCUGGUAGCACGCUGGCUUCCUACUCUUGAAGCUCUACUGGAAAGAGAGGCUCUGGAUAGUCACCCCAGUUUCAGAGUGUUCAUCACCGGGGAACCAGCACCCUGCCCCGAGCAGCACGUUAUACCCAGAGGCAUUCUCGAGAAUGCGAUUAAAAUCACCAGCGAGCCUCCCACUGGGAUGAAUCCCAGUCUACAUGCAGCUCUGAACAACUUCACUCAAGACACUCUGGAAAUGUGCUCAAGAGAACAGGAAUUCAAUUCCAUGUUCUUUUCCCUCUGCUUCUUUCACGCUUGUGUCACCGAGCGCAGAAGAUUUGGCCCUCAAGGCUGGAACCAUAAGUAUCCCUUUAGCACUGGGGACCUUACCAUCUCAGCAAAUAUUUUGUUCAACUACUUAGAAUCCAACACCAAGGUGCCAUGGGAGGAUCUGUGCUAUCUCUUUGGGGAGAUCAUGUAUGGUGGACACAUUACUAAUAACUGGGACAGAAGGCUGUGUAAGGCCUACCUGCAAGAGUUUAUGCAACCCAAAAUGUUUGAAGGGGAGCUCUUCCUGUGUCCUGGGUUCAUGGCUCCUCCCUUCAUGGACCACAGCGGGUACCAUGCCUAUAUCGAUGAACACCUUCCACCCGAGAACCCCGCCUUGUACGGCCUGCAUCCAAAUGCAGAGCUCGAGUGCCUCACGCUCACCUCGGACAACCUGUUCAAGACUCUGCUGGUGCUGCAACCUCAGGACUCCUCCGGAGCAGAAGGGGCAGUCUUGACCACAGAGGAGAAGGUUAAGGCUAUGAUUGAAGAUCUUCUGGACAAGCUUCCUGAUCAGUACAACAUGGCAGAGAUGUUGGUUAAGGUAGCAGAGCGAAGCCCGUACAUUUCAGUGUGUUUACAAGAAUGUGAACGCAUGAAUCUCCUCCUGGGGGAAGUGAGGAAGUCCCUUGAUGAACUCGAUCUUGGCCUGAAGGGAGAGCUCACUGUCUCUUCCGGUAUGGAGACUCUGCAGUCAGCUUUGUUUAAUGAUGCCGUGCCAGAUUCCUGGGCCAGAUUGGCUUAUGCCUCCACCAAAACGCUAACACGAUGGUUUAGUGAUAUUAGGUGUAGCUGUCGUGACCUGGACAGCUGGACACAGGACUUUGUUCUACCUGCUGUUGUUUGGCUCUCGGGCCUCUUCAACCCACAGGCUUUCCUCACUGCCAUUCUGCAGAGCAUUGCUCGUAAGAAUCAGUGGCCCCUGGAUAAGAUGACGUUGACUGCUGAUGUGACCAAGAAGACAAAAGACGAUUUUGGACAUCCACCACGGGAAGGGGCCUACAUCCAUGGCCUCUUCAUCGAAGGAGCACGUUGGGAUACUCAGUCGGGAGUCAUUGCAGAAGCAGUUUUGAGGGAUCUCACCCCUCCCAUGCCGGUGUUGUAUGUACGAGCCGUACCGGCGGAAGAGCAGGAGCUCAAAAACACUUAUGAGUGUCCCGUGUACCGCACGAAAGAUCGCGGAUCCACGUAUGUUUGGACUUUUUACCUCCGAAACAGACAACCUCCUGCUAAGUGGAUUUUAGCUGGUGUGGCUCUGCUGCUUUCAGUGUGACACCAAAUGGAACUGCAAAUACCGGUAGUAUUAUUUCUGCCUAAAGUAUUAUGAUGAAAUAUUUUUGCAUGUUGAAAACAAUUUGUUUGUAUUCAUCCAUGUUUUUUUUAUAUAUUUUAAUUAGACUCAAGCUUCUAUU
Messenger RNA from Syngnathus typhle (broad-nosed pipefish), 11495 nucleotides. RefSeq names its product dynein axonemal heavy chain 11. The record is from RefSeq and is a predicted model, not a curated record. Gene Ontology annotation, biological process: microtubule-based movement. Gene Ontology annotation, molecular function: ATP binding; dynein intermediate chain binding; minus-end-directed microtubule motor activity. The transcript is spliced from 70 exons. NCBI's taxonomy places the organism in Eukaryota, Metazoa, Chordata, Actinopteri, Syngnathiformes, Syngnathidae. Gene Ontology annotation, cellular component: dynein complex. Bases 74 to 11356 code for a protein of 3760 amino acids.